UCGAGUGGGUUGAGGAACUGUGAUGCCUGAUCCAAGGAAAAAAAAAGGACUUUCCGGUUACAUGGUCCAUCGGGUCGAAUGAUUUGAAUACGAGCGAAUCCAGGUAAAUUUGCCUCCGUACCCAGAACGGAACCUUCGCUAAGCCUUCUUGGUGUUUGCGUCAAGCUCACCGAGGAAAAACGACAAUAUUUUAUUUAGUUGCCUGUGUUUCGAGACGCCAAAUAAACGACAUUAUCACUGGCAACCCGAAACACACUCUUCAUGCCGUUUCAUUCGUCACUUCGCGCGUCUCCGACUCUUCUCGCUAGUAUCCACUGCUAGAUGUAAAUUUUCACAGAAACCGCCUCAAAAUCUGAAGCAACGCUCGAUCCCAAAAAUGCGUUGUUCGACGGCGUUCUCCGUUUUAUGCCUAGGUGUGUUUUUGCAGGUACCAUGGGUGGCUUCAGUUUCGAUGCCGACUUCCAACUGCUACGCUUUCGACAAUUCUAGUCGCAUUGUUGAUUUCAGUGGCUGGACUGGUUAUCUUUUCGAGUAUGAUCAAAAGCAAGGUUCUGAUUUGUCCGUGCGAUUCUGCAAAGAUGUGGAGAGUAGAUCACAAACGGGAUAUGUUGAUUUUGGCCGAUUUGAUAGGUUCAACUACUUUGUUGCUGGUUCUGGUCAAUCUGACUUUGUACAAGAAUUUUAUAAUGGUGAUCUUAUGGGUUGCGAACAAAGUUACGACAAAAUGGGACGAACAGCCCAGGUAAAUAUCAUAUGUGGGAAAUGUUUGAAUGGACAAUGUAAAGGUCGUCCUGGAUGCAUAUGUAAUGUCACAAAUGAAUCAAACUGCAGAGUUUUAGUUGAUCUUGCAAUUCCAUGUGAUAAACCGGGCCCUCCAGUAUUUCAAGGCUUCACUGUUGGUUUUCAUCCAAGAUCAUGGGAACUUGUUUAUAAUGGCAUGACCCAAAUUGGUUUUGAGAAACCCCACCAUGAUUUUAGCUUUCAUACAGGGCAAACUCAGGUAGUUCUGUUUAUGACUGCAGUUGCUUCACUUUCUUCCCUGGUUCACAAGCCUAGUUUAAAGGUACUUCCAGAUAAGGGCCUAGAAGUUGGAUUGUCUGGGUCUGCUGCCAAAGGGAAGCCUCCUACAACGUUGUCACCCUCAAUGUUGAUUGUUGAUUGGAGAUGUGAGGUGGCCCGUAAUACCCCAUAUGAAGUUAAUAUCACAAUCCCUGUUGAGGGUUAUGAGCCAAUUGAAUUUGUGCUUACAAAAACAUGUGACUAUAAACAGGAUCCAGGGGGAGGUCGCACAAGAGGAUGGGCAAUAUUUGGAGUGCUAUCUUGCAUAUUUUUUGUCUCUUCAACACUCUUUUGUUGUGGAGGGUUCAUUUACAAGACAAAAGUGGAACGCCAGCGUGGAAUUGAUGCAUUGCCUGGCAUGACAAUUCUUUCUGCGUGCUUAGAGACAGUUAGUGGAGCUGGGCAAGGCUACUCACGGCCAGAAGACAUCAAUAGUGCAUUUGGCAGUGAAACCUCUUGGGAACGUCCUCCUGGUCCUUCUCAAGGUGCAGGUGCUGCAUGGAGACCAACGGAAAGAAAAUAUGGUGCCAUUUGAAUGUGUGCCGCUACUCAUUUUGCUUUGUUUUCUGACAGUCCGACACCAUGUUAUAUCUAAUUUUUGGGAAUUUCUUCUGCCAAAAUAUGUUAUUUGGAUCAACUCAUUUAGGGUGGUUUUGAAGCCUCAGUCCGAUGUAUUUAUUUGUAAUCACAAAUUCACAUCUAGAAGUAAAUAAAGGGUAGUUAUAGCAUGAAUCUAGUUGCUGAAUUCCAUUUACUGGAUUUUAUUGAAAUUGAAUUUUGAUGGGGUUCAA
Glycine soja is the source of this 1850-nucleotide messenger RNA. RefSeq lists its product as uncharacterized. The transcript has 17 exons. The coding region runs from base 377 to 1594 and encodes 405 amino acids. The record is from RefSeq and is a predicted model, not a curated record. Lineage: Eukaryota; Viridiplantae; Streptophyta; Magnoliopsida; Fabales; Fabaceae.